Molecule: messenger RNA, 1129 nt
Organism: Colias croceus (clouded yellow)
Lineage: Eukaryota; Metazoa; Arthropoda; Insecta; Lepidoptera; Pieridae
Gene: Fancl
Product: E3 ubiquitin-protein ligase FANCL
Exons: 4
Coding region: 143-1087 (314 amino acids)
Biological process (GO): interstrand cross-link repair; protein monoubiquitination
Cellular component (GO): Fanconi anaemia nuclear complex; nucleus
Molecular function (GO): ubiquitin protein ligase activity
Source: RefSeq, a predicted model, not a curated record
CUUAAUCUUAAACUAUCAAUACCGCAUUUCACAAAAAUAAAAUACUUUUUCUAAUUUCUAGUACAUUUCUCUAUUUCACCUUUACACUUUUAAAUCUAAAUUAUAAUGUGCUAUUAAAUAAAAUUACAUACAAAUCUGCAACAUGGAUAAAGAGCUUAAUUGCAUCCACCGCAUCAAAAGUAAUGAGCACAAUACUUUGUCCAAAUUAAUAAAAGAUCUAUUUGAGGUAUUCCCAGAUUUUCAAGAUAAUACUUUGGAAUCAAUUUCUUCAACAUUGGUAGACUUGACGUUUUUGGAAGAAAUAAAAAAGUUGACUGAAAACGUUAACAUCGCAUUUGGGAAAACGCUUAGGGAUAUAAAAUGUACUGUGAAUGAUAGUGAUUUCAGAAAACACGAGAUUUAUUUGAGGUAUGACGGUGCUAAAAAGUUACGAAUAAUUUCAGUGGAUCUUCCUAGUAGUAUAUUCAAGGAGCAAAUUUAUAACACAAUUGAAGAUGUUAUUACAGCCUUUUUAAAGCAUACAAGUAAUUUGCAAAACUAUUUCAAUGAAUUAGAAAAUAUAGAUCAACAUUGUGUUGUUAUGGAGCCCAUUAAACCAUUAUUCAAGGAUGAUUAUAGAAAUAUACGAAUUGAUGACAAAACUUGGCUACAUGUUGAAGUUACACCAGAUGGUUCGGCAACAAAUGUACAUUUGCUUGGCCAGUCUGAAAUGUGGCAAGACAAGUUACAAAAAGGUUUAUUGACAUGGGACCAAGAUAAGAAUAUUGUUGAAAACAUAUUUGCAAUAUUUGAUAUCAACAAUCAAUCAGGAUCACCUAACUCGUUACCAGCAGAUCCUGGUAAACAAGGUUUAGAAGAUGCAACUGGUCCUAUAUGCGGAAUAUGCUUUUGUACCCAACUACCAGAUUACCCAGGACUGCCACAACCUUUAUGUCAGAAUAUGAACUGUGAUGUGUACUUUCACAAAAAUUGUUUAUUCCAGUGGCUUGUUGCAUGUGAAGGAGGUCGUCCACCGGCAUUCGGCGUGAUAAACGGAAGCUGUCCAACUUGUCUGCAACCAAUAUCAUGCAGUGAAAAAGACUGUUAAAUAUGAAAUAAUUUUUAAAUAAAUACUUAAACCAAAACUUAA